Anneissia japonica is the source of this 699-nucleotide messenger RNA. RefSeq lists its product as uncharacterized. The record is from RefSeq and is a predicted model, not a curated record. The coding region runs from base 1 to 699 and encodes 232 amino acids. Lineage: Eukaryota; Metazoa; Echinodermata; Crinoidea; Comatulida; Comatulidae. The transcript has a single exon.
AUGAAGGAAAAGGAUGGCAUGGUAGUACAAAAUUCCCUAUUAGGAUGGACUGUAUUUGGAGGGAAUAGGAAUGAUUCAAGUAAUAACCAUCAAGUGAUGAAUGUCAUAAUUCAUACUCCUGUAGACCUUACACAAUUUUUGACUCUGGAAAGUUUGGAAGUGGAUAUUGAACAAUGUGAUUGCAAGAAAGCCCAGUUAGCUAAUGAAGAAAUUGAGGGAAAACUGAUUGAAGACUCGUGUACUAAAGUAGAUAACAAGUGGACAGUACCGUAUCCAUGGAUUAAGAAUCCUUAUGAACUUAAAGAUAACAAAGCACAAGCAGAGAGAAUGUUGAGAAGCCUAGAAAGAAGGUUGUUAAAGAGCCCUGAUCAGGCAGCAGCAUAUGAGAGAAAAAUGGAGGAAAUGGUAACAAUGGGGUUUGCAAGAAAAUUAGAGGAGUCCGAAGUCAACAACUACCCUGGACCUGUGCAUUACAUACCGCAUCAAUCAAUAGUUCGUCCGGACAGCAAAACCACGCCAGUGAGAAUUGUGUUCAAUUCGUCUAAUAGGUAUGAAGGAGAGGCCAUCAAUGACUAUUGGGUCAAGGGACCGGACUUGCUAAAUAACUUACUGGGAGUUCUUUUGCGAUUCAGAGAAAAUGAAGUGGCCCUGUGUGCCAACAUAUCCAAAAUGUACCACCAGGUGGCGAUUCCGGAAUGA